Messenger RNA from Anneissia japonica, 2324 nucleotides. RefSeq names its product monocarboxylate transporter 13-like. The coding region runs from base 178 to 1761 and encodes 527 amino acids. Gene Ontology annotation, molecular function: monocarboxylic acid transmembrane transporter activity. The record is from RefSeq and is a predicted model, not a curated record. NCBI's taxonomy places the organism in Eukaryota, Metazoa, Echinodermata, Crinoidea, Comatulida, Comatulidae. The transcript is spliced from 5 exons. Gene Ontology annotation, biological process: transmembrane transport; monocarboxylic acid transport.
UUUUGCUUCGCCGUAGUCAGUAAAAAAAAAAAGAUAAAGAUAUGUAACCGCAUAGGGUCUGUGCGUGGUAACCGUAACGCGAUGGAUGGCCCGGAUUAUCAUCGGCUUUGAAUUUAACCUCAAUACUCAACCAAAUUUGUUCAACUCGGGAACAUUAAGAACUUGUGAAAUAACAAGAUGAAAACCAAGGCAAAGCAGCCAUCGAGGAGCCCUCCAAAACAUUGGAAGUUUUUUGUAUUGUUUGGUGCUCAUGUCGGUCUUCUUCUGAGUGUCGGGCCAGCAAAGGUUCUAGGAGUGUUUCUUGUCAGAUUCAAGGAAGAGUUUGAUUCAAAUUCAGGAGUGAUGGGGUUAAUUACAACAUUAACAUUGUUCUUCCUUUCUAUAGCAGGUCUUGGUGCUAGUAUGUUGUGCAAGAGAUAUAGCUGCCGGAUAGUGACAAUGGCAGGAGGACUUGUAAUUGGUCUCGGACUGAUUCUGACAUCGUUUGCAAGAAAUAUAUUUCAACUUAUUUUGUUCAUUGAUGUUUUAACAGGCGUUGGGAUCGGACUUACUGGUAACCCAUGUUUGGUUGUGAUUGCUUACUACUUUGAUAAAAAUUACGCAACAGCAAAUGGUGUUGCUAUGGCAGGAGUCGACCUAGGCAUUGUUCUCUUACCUCCAUUGGCAGACUACUUAUCAGAAUUGUAUGGAUGGAGAGGCGCAUUGUUAAUUUUAGGUGCUAUUUCUAUGAACGUUACGGCAAUGGGAUCACUAUUUCGCCCAAAUCCACGUAUCAAAGAGGGAAUUUCUGAUAGAGCUGGCAGAAUUGAGGAAUAUGAUGAUGCUAAUCCUGGAGAAUCUGUCAUUAUGCUUGAAAAUCAUGAGACAGUUCGUAAUAUGAAGGUUGGCGGUAUCAGUGACUCUGCUGUCACUGAGCUCACAGACAGUCAAACUGUGCCUAAAAGCCAGGCAAAACUUUUGAAUGAGACUGAAGGCUAUCAAAACACAGAUUCCUCCUCUGCACAUGAAUCUUUCGUUUUUUCUGCGUCAGAAGUAAAUAAUGAGGGUGGGCCUAGCAAUUCCGACGACACAGUAUCUCGGAUGCAUGUUUCUGUUAUAAAGAAAUUUUUUAAUUCUAUGGAUCUGUCUCUCUUUUUAUUACCAAAGUAUCUGAUGUUUAUGCCUGUAACUUUGAUUGUGGGAAUGGCGAAUGCAGGUGUCUUAGCCCACAUUGUAGCCAGGGGUGUCUCAGAGGGCAUUGCACCUUUCUCAGCAGCUUUCCUCCUCUCUGGAAUUGGAUUAACAAGUAUGGUAGCUCGAGCCACUCAUGGUAUAAUCAUCGAUAAAGGUUUAUUGUCAGCUGUACGUCUGUACACUGUAGCUCUGACCUUGGGCUCUGUCUUUACAUUUCUGUCUCUGUUCUGCAAGAGCUUCCCCUCUUUCCUGAUAUACAGCUUGUGCUAUGGAUGUGUGUGCGGAAUAUUUCAAAGUGCUUCCAUACCAAUUGCAAAGAGUGUUGUUCCUUCCAGCAGGUUGUCCGGGGCUGUUGCAUGGUUAUUCAUCUUUCGAGGCAUUGGAGGAUUCUUAGGUGGUCUCAUACCAGGAUUGCUUUUUGAUGCGACUGGUGAUUAUGAUCGUUCAUUUCAAGUGAUAGCAGGUUGCUUUUUAUUGGCUGCAAUUCUGAUGGCUGCUUUUUCAUAUGGUAAAGGACACAAAAAACGCAGAGAAUCAAAGACGCUGAGCCCAGUUGAACUGCAUUUGCAGGAGUGUGUCAGUAUUUGAAAAAUAUUUUUAGUUCUAAAUAUAGUCCAUCCAAUUGUGCAUUAAAUCCCCAUUCCCGGCAAAUUUCACUAAAAUACAUAAUUUUUUUAUAGAAAAAAUGCAUAUGCAUUACUCUAAUUAUUAUAAACCAUGAACAAAUAUUGGCAUACAUUUUAGUUUUACACAAAGGAUAAAAAAAUUAUUUCUCAUAGGAGAUUACCGUUUUCUAGAAGACUUCUUCAUUAAUAGGCAAAUUCCGAGGUUGUAGAUUGCAUCCGCUGAGAUGCUCUCGCUUUUGCGUGUACUUUAUGCAGUCAAGCCUAGGUAGGCAGGGUGAUUUUUUCAUGCCAUGAACUCUCAUAAUAAGAUAUUUUAAUUCAUCCCACAAUUAAUAAAAAAAAAAAAAAAUGAAUUAAUCUGUUUUACUGAACUGUCUACAUUGCCGAUAUGAUAGUGAGCGAUAAAUAAAGAGGUCCGGCUCUAAUGAGAUUAGUUUUUGUACUUCGCAUCGGGUCAUGACAAAGUGCGAGCCAAUGCGCGAGCCAUGCUAGCCAUACAUUUAAAUCUUUUUUUUUCCACCAAGG